This is a messenger RNA of Adineta ricciae, 3495 nucleotides long. Lineage: Eukaryota; Metazoa; Rotifera; Eurotatoria; Adinetida; Adinetidae. The record is from the annotation of a GenBank genome assembly.
AUGUUUGAUGAUCAGGAUGAUACGCCGGUUAGUUUAACAAUUAAUAAAGCUUAUGCCAAUAAAUAUCAAAAUUGGAGAGAAAAAGAAGAAAAACAGAAAUUGAUUGCAAGGUAUGGAAGUGAUGUUGAAGAUGAUUCAGACGAAGAAUCUGAAGAUGAAAAUGGCGAAGAAUGGACAGAAGACGUGGAAAAGGAGUUUCUCCGUUGUUAUUCGAUUCUGAAGAAACGUGAUCCGAAAAUUUAUGAUUCUAACACGAAGUUUUUCAAUACUUCAUCAUCGUCAGAUAAACCCGAUGAGAAAUCAACCACAAAGCCAAAGAAAGAAAAGAAAAUGAACCUCAAGGAUGCCGAAAUUCAAUAUGCAUUAGCAGAAGCAAAAAAAAAUGGAGCAGAAGAUGACGAUGAUAUCAGUCAUAUUCGAACUAAUGGGGGAAAAUCGAUUAUAGAAGAGCAAGAAGAAAUCAAAAGAAGUAUUAAAAAAGCCCUCUCAACGGCGGACGAUGACGAUGACGAUGGAUUAUUUAGCAAGAAAGUUAAAUCUGAAACAGAGAAGACAAAAGAAGAUGAGGAAUAUAUCGAAUGGUUAAAAGGACAGAAGAAAGAAUUACCUGAUUCAACUAUCAAAACCGAUCUGGAAUAUUUGCAUGAGUAUUGGAAUGAUCCAUCAUUAUCUGAGCGUGAUCGGUUCUUACGGGACUUUAUUUUGAAUAAAAAGCAUCUACGUCAUGCUGAUGAUGAUGAAGAUGAUGAAACGAAUAUUCCUUCGUACGAUGAAAUCGUCAAUCAAAAUGAAGAUGAGGAUGAAGAAUUCGAAAAAGCUGAAGAGUUCGAACGAAAGUUUAAUUUUCGUUAUCAAGAGCCCGAUGCUGAAUUCUUGAAACGUUAUCCACGAACGAUCGAUGAUAGUGUUCGACGAAAAGAUGAUCGAAGAAAGUUGAAACGUCAGGAGAAAAAGCAACGAAAGGAACUAGAGCGCAAACAAAAAUCAGAAGAAAUAAAACGUUUGAAAAACUUGAAGAAAAAGGAAAUUUUGGAUAAAAUGAAUCGAUUGAAAACCGUCGCCGGCGAUGACGGUCUACCUUUGAAUAUCGAUGAUCUCAAUGCGGAUUUCGAUCCGAAAGAGUACGAUCGGCGAAUGCAAGAAUUGUUUGAUGAUAAUUAUUAUGCGAAGGAGGUCAAUGAAGAUGAACAAUCUGAAAUAUCCGACGAAGAACUUCAAGUGGAGAAUUGGGAUCGAACAGAUGAACUCGUUGCUUCUAAACCUGUGCAAUCAAAUAAUCAAACAGCAGAAGUAGACCAACAAGCACAAACAAAGAAAUCGAAGAAAAAAUCGAAAUUACGCCAAGCAAUUUCUCAAUCGAAGCCGACAUUUGAUCCAAAAGAGAAAUCUUUCGAACAGUACUUUGACGAAUAUUACAAGCUUGAUUGCGAGGAUUUCAUUGGUGAUACGCCUGUUCGAUUUCAAUACCGAUCAGUUGAACCGAAUGAUUUUGGUUUGACUAUUGAAGAAAUUCUCGCGGCUGAUGAUCGAGAACUGAAUGCUUGGUGUUCAUUGAAGAAAACUUCACAAUAUCGAGCAAAAGACGAAGAAAUUCGAGAUCGACAUGUUUAUAGGAACAAGGCGAAAAACAUCGAAAAGAAGAAAAAGAUUUUGAGCAGUGUUUAUCAAGAAAAAGAUGAAGAAAAUGAAAGUCAUCGUUUGGAAGAACAGCAAAAUAAGUCCGACGUACCGCGCUCUGAUGAGAAAACAUCUCUGCCAUCAUCGAGUGAAACGACGGCAACAACGAUAACAACAACAUCAGAAGUAACAUCGACGAAGAAAAAGAAACGAAAAGGAAAACAUUUAUCGAACGACCAGCGAUUGUUAACUGAUAUGUCCGAUGAACGUUUGCAAGUUUAUGGUUUGAAUCCAAAGCGAUUCAAAAAUUUUAUCAACCAAUGGGAAUAUUCCCAUCCUGUAGAGGCUAAACCGGCGUUUCUCAUUGGUCGAAAAUGUCAAGCCAAUACAUUAAGCACUGUAACUAAUGCAGAAAAAGUAUUGGAUAUUAUUUCACAACUAGAGAAAAUUGCAAUAACAAGGGAUCAAUUACAAGCAACUCGUCUUGGCCGAGAAAUCAACACUAUCAGACAGAAAAUCGAUGCACGAAAGAAAAGUGCCCAACAAACGGGAGAUAAUCCUCAAUCGAUCAUUGAAAUUGCUCAACGAGCGAAGAAACUUCUACGGUCUUGGCAAGGUUUACUUAAUACAGCACAAACUGAUAGUAAUCACUCGUCACCAUCUGUUCCACCUGCAUCAGUCCCUCCGGUAACACCGGUCAAUGGUGAAAGUCACGAACCGUCAUCACCAUCAUCGAAGCCACCUCGUUCUCGUAUAAUAUUAAAAGUGAAAAUCAAUCCAUCAAUAGCAGCAAAUAGUAACAAUGAUAAUAAUAAUAUUACUAAACCAAAACGAAAACAUGACGAAGAAAUCAAUGGUCUAUCUGGCAAACGACGCAAGACACAAGUUGAAACACCGAUUACACCACCACCCCCUAUUUCUCCUGUACCUAUUAUUGAUCCCAGUUUACCAAGACUUAAAACUACUCAGCAACUUCUCAUGGAAAUGCAACUGAAUCAACCUGAUGUUCUUUCGACUCAAACACCAACUGUGAACGCUAUUCUACAGCAUCAAAUCGUAGAUGAAAGCUUACAUGACACGGGAAAAGUUGAUUAUUCAGCUUUACAUCAUGGAAGAGACACAGCUACUUCGAAUGCCAAUACUAAUUAUCAAAAGCAAUUGCCAUCGUCCACCCUUCCAAAUGUUAUAUCUCCUACUAACUCCACAUUGUCAACCGGUUCAUCAUCUUCAAAACGUUCUGGCCUUGUGCGCCGUCCAUCAUCCAAUUUACUUACAGCGAAUACGAAUUGGGAAAAUGGAAGUAGUGCUGGUGGUUCUCCAAUAUCUCCAUCUUCAUCGUCAUCUUCAUCUAUUGGUAGUGCGACGUCGUGGCCUAUUUCUACAAACAUUCCAGACCCGCCAUCAUCUAUACCUGUCAUUCCAAAAAAGAAACGUCGAAGAAAAGCAGGAGAUCAGCAAGAACCACUAGCAACAAUAACAGCACAACAACAGCCUCCUCAAAAACAAAUCGAUUCAUCUACUAUCGAACAGUCAACCCCAUUAUCUCCUGAUCUAACAACCAUAUGUUCAGCUUAUGAUACAGUUGCUGAUCUUGUUGAAGCUCAUCGUCAACGCAUGCUCGAAGAACAUGAUGCACGAGAAUUAGAAGCAAGACCUGAUCUACUUCUGGUUCCCGUCGAUCAACUUGCUUUUGUUUACGAACGAGAAAGGACUAAAGAAUUAAUUCUAACAUCAGACUCAACGUCAACAUCACUGACAAAGGUUGAUACAUUUAAUCAACCAAAUGGUCUGGUUGCUUUACCAUUUAUUGAUUGUCCACUUGAAUUUGAUCUCGUACUGGAUGAAUUAAUCGUACAACAGCCGACGAUGGACACGUAG